This is a messenger RNA of Myxozyma melibiosi, 1715 nucleotides long. RefSeq lists its product as uncharacterized. Gene Ontology annotation, biological process: protein ubiquitination. Gene Ontology annotation, cellular component: cytoplasm. The coding region runs from base 365 to 1597 and encodes 410 amino acids. The transcript has 5 exons. The record is from RefSeq and is a predicted model, not a curated record. Gene Ontology annotation, molecular function: ubiquitin protein ligase activity. NCBI's taxonomy places the organism in Eukaryota, Fungi, Ascomycota, Lipomycetes, Lipomycetales, Lipomycetaceae.
AGCGUAGAUAUAUUAGUAACUCCUUAGUCACCAUCUGGAGGUUAUUCUCGCACCAACACAACCGAAAUCCACCGCUUCCCAAUAUCAGACCUACGAAAGCGGCCCAGGCAACCGAUAUCUGUGUGCUUGCAGAUCCUCUGUUUUCGUCACCGCAGGCUUUCGUGAGUCCUUAUUCACCAGGGACUUGUGGGUAUAGUUAGGCGCCUGGCUUGUAUUGUUUACUUUCUAUAAUCACUCAUUCGCCCGCGCGUCGGCGAGCGUUGCGUUGCGUCUUAUAGCGGCUACCACCUACGCCAACCCCAACUGGUGGUACAUUAUAUCAAUAAGGAGGUUCCGAGCUGGGUUGUCUUGAUAGCAUUGUGCAAUGUCUAGCGAAACUCAACAUUAUGCAGGAGAUGCGGACGGAACAGACAGGCAUUCGGACGGGCCUACUCAUAGUCCUCCGAUCCUAUUCCUCUGCCACAGCUGCUACAAUGAAUUCAACAUGACUGAUCCGGAAUUCCCGGUGCUCUGUCCCCGAUGCGACUCCGAAUUUUGCGAAAUGCUCGAGGAGGAAGACGAAGGCGAUGCCGAAAGUGAGGAAGAGUAUGACGACGAUGAUGGCUAUAUGCUAUUCGGAGGGGGGAACGGUCCACAAUCAUUCAUGGAAAUCAUGGACCGACUCUCUGGCAAUGCCGGUACGAUCAAUCUCGGCGCGGCAUUGAGCGGUGCAGACGGCCACAACGGCAACCGGGGUGCGAUGCCUACCUCAGAUAACGACCCCGAGCGAAGAUACAGCUUAAAUUCACUCCUGGAACUUGUUAGCCCUUCUGAGAUUACACGGACUAAUCCUAGGGCUAAUGCAACUAUGUGGGAUAACUUUCUACGGCAUGGCGUCCCAGGCGUACCCGAACCAAUGCCAGAUUCCCCAACAUCCUCUACAUCACAAACAGAACCUGGAGGCAACCAACGUCAAACUCGAUCUUCGGCUCAAUCUGACCGAACUAGGCAAACUAGCGGUGAUCGCGAAGAGCACGGCUCCAGCGAUGAGGAUCAGUCAGAGGAAGAACUUUCGAACCGAGACCAGUGGAUUCACUUUCUUCAAAAUUCGCUUGCGGGGCUUACAGGCGAGGCACGUCUGGGCGGGACUCGCGGUGCUCAAGUUAAUCCCAACGCGGCCAACGAUCUUGUGUCUAUGCUUAUGACUCAAAUGUUCAAUAUGCCGGGAAACCCUGGUGAUUACGUUUCCGACCGGCAACUCGAUCAGAUCAUCUCCCAGUUGAUGGAGCAGGCUCCCACUACGAACGCAGCUCCGCCCGCGGCACAGGAAGAAAUCCAGGCUCUGCCAAAUAUCUCCGUGAAGGAGCAUGCUGAAGAAAUCGCAAAGACUCCGGACUGUCCGCUCUGCAUGGAAGCUUAUACUGACACUGAUAUGAUUAAGAUCCUGCCGUGCAAGCAUUUUUUCCAUCCUCCAUGCAUCACACAGUGGCUAGUUGUAUCUGACUCAUGUCCGCUCUGCCGGACACCUAUUAACCCUGAGCAUGCGGUACCUAAGGGUAGCAGUGCGCCACCGCGAGAGCAGGCGCAGGAGGUCGAUGAGUUACCGGACGUCGAAUAGUUACUUCGAUUUUUUACGCUAAAAAGAUGAUGGAAAUCUCGGAGAGAAGGAGAUACUGGCUAAUGACGCUGUGGCGCUGCGUCUCUUUAUUGCAGGUUCUUGCAAUGAGUAAUUGGGU